GAGGAAGCAGUACAUAUGUCUAUUUUGUCGGAUUCAAUCGAUCUUACAUUGUUGCAAGAGAAUGGUGACGAUGAGUGCACUUCUUACCUCAUCUCCGGACGUGUCGGCGAGGUGAAGACAUCCUGGUGUGCUGAAUGUAGAGUUCAUUUGAUCCACCUAACUAUCGAGGAUGAUUAUUUGGAUAUUGAGGUUGUUUUCCCAUCGAGAAACUUGCGCAAAAUUGUUUCAGAUGUAGUAAGUGAUAAAGAUAUGGCCAAUGCCGAUUUCGUUACCCUUAUCAACUUGAUUGGUGGAAACUCCUAUGAGUUUAUGGUCACAUUGGGUCCUUGGAACAAUGUGUCGAGUUAUUUUGAGCUGUUAUUGGUAAAAUUAUUU
Molecule: messenger RNA, 375 nt
Organism: Linum tenue
Lineage: Eukaryota; Viridiplantae; Streptophyta; Magnoliopsida; Malpighiales; Linaceae
Source: the annotation of a GenBank genome assembly